Molecule: messenger RNA, 575 nt
Organism: Micromonas commoda
Lineage: Eukaryota; Viridiplantae; Chlorophyta; Mamiellophyceae; Mamiellales; Mamiellaceae
Exons: 1
Source: RefSeq, a predicted model, not a curated record
AUGUCGGAAGGGGACCCGUCGCCCCGGGGCGACGGAGCAGGCGGCGAUGGAUCGUCGUCCAAGUUCAACACGCGCAACCCCGCGGUCAAGCGCAUCCUCCGGGAGCAGCGGGAGAUGCUCGCGUCGGACGAGGACGAGAACGACUGGGCGCUGCACGCGGAGAUGUGCGAGGACGACAUCUUCGAGUGGCACUUCGCCAUCAUGGGCGCGGAGGGAUCGGAGUUUGAAGGGGGCAUCUACCACGGCAGGAUCCUCCUUCCGCCGGAGUAUCCCUUCAAGCCGCCGUCGUUCAUGCUCCUGACACCGUCGGGAAGGUUCGAGACGAUGACGAAGAUCUGCCUCUCCAUCACCCAGCAUCACCCCGAGCACUGGCAGCCGUCGUGGAGCGUCCGCACCGCGCUUCUGGCGGUGAGGGCGUUCAUGCCCACCCCCGCGGACGGUGCCGUCGGUUCGUUGGAGUUUAACGUGGACGAGCGCAGGGCGUUGGCGGCGAGGAGCAGGUCCGAGGUGCCCAGCUUUGGCAAUGCGGCGCGGCGCGAGCUCACGAACGCGGUGCACCGACGCAUGCUCGCCAG